GUUCCACUUUUUAAGUCUUAGUAUGGCUCGUAUGCCGAUUUGCGCUGUUCGCGUAGAACCACUUCGACGCUCGCCGUUGAGCGCUUGAGCUGUCUUCACGUCGAACUAUCGUUCUCAACCAAACGAUCAAGGUCAUACUACCUUAUCUCUCUCUUUUUUUCACGAAUUUACGAACAGUCUUUGUGGCUCAUUGUCACCGCGCUGCGUUGAUAUCAUUGUUUAUUCCAUCGCUUUGCAUGCCUCCGUGGCAUAGUCGUCCCCCACACGUCAAAUAUCCCUCAAGUGCCUUGGUUCAUCUGAGGUACCCCACAUGGAUGCCUUGUAAUUUCGUUUCACCCUCUACGCCUCUCAGACGCCGCUUUGAUUUCUUUCUACGACUUUCUCCACCUCGGGGCUAUCCUCACUUCAGGAGCCUAAAGAAUAUUUUCGUUCCCAUGAUCUUCAUCAUAUUUGAUAAUUACGCAUAUGAACUUGGUGUCAAAACUGUGCUCGCAGGCAUCCUCGCCUUGCUACUCGGUCUCCUUGGAUUUGUUAUUAGCAUAUUUACCCUCGGAGUAGUUUGGAUCGUGCCUGCGAUGAGGAUACAGGCACCUCCCUACCAAGAACCGAUCCAUCGCAGUCCAAAGAAUUUCCGUGGUCUUGUAUUGGUUUCCUCCCCAGAACCUAUACUUCAGAUACUACCGCCGAUACCUCCUGGGUCCAAGACUCCUUCCCUUCGGCGAGCAGUAUCGUUUCCUGACCUGCAUAAAACACCUUCCGAGGGACAGCUCCUCGUGGCCUCGAGGCAUGUUUCUUUCAAUAUCGAAGCUCCAGAAUCCUACAACCCAAGUUUGGCGAGGUCCGCCAGCAUGAACCCCUCCCCGACACCAUCGACAAUUCAGCGUCGCUGGCCACCUGUAAUGUCUCCAUUCUCCAGGCGUCGAUCAACACAAGAGGAAUCUGAUCCAUCCUCACCCACCGUACGAGACGAAGGUAAUACCACCGCGUGCAACUACAGAUCGUCACCCACGUCAAAGAGUACCUGUGUACAUGGCCUUCCACUCAAUUGUUCCGAAGGGCGUUGUGAAUGCCGUCGUGGUCGUAGAAAUAGCUUGGGUUGUGAUGAACAUGGCACGAUGAACCUACUUCGAGUGGACUCUUUUUCCGAAGGGACAACUUCUACGCGCUCGUCGAGAGCCAUGUCUUUACGGUUACCAUCUGUUCGGAAGGUCUUCACCAGAAAACGUCGUCCGGCAAGCGUUCCACCGCGUACACCUCUUGUGAUCAACAUUAGUGCGAAGGAGCAGUCUCAACAGCAAAACCCUACACCAGAGUACCCCGUGAGGACGUCGCUUUCGCCUACUCUCACGUCCGGUGAAAUGUAUCGUGCAGAAUACGUGAAUCCUUUCCGGACAAAGAAAUCAAAGAUUACCUCCAAACUUGAGGCUUCGAAAUUCAGUCGUAGGUCGAGCUUCUCAUUAUCUCGCCCAUGGUCAAGUCCCAAACCUGCGGGUUUAUCGCCUGACUUAGCAUCUUCCGCGACAUCGCCAACUUCCAUUUUUUCGAACUCGCCAUCUGCACUUCGUAGGACAUUCACGAGCCACUUCACUCCGUUUCUCAAGUCCCCUACUAUCAGUUCUCCUUCGAGCUUAGAGUGCCCGUCUCCCAUGCCCUCACCGCAGCUACAGGUGAACGUGUCGAAGUCGACGGGCAAGUAUUCAUUGCGGUCUGUGCCUCGCACGCAACCAUACGGCCCUCCUUGGAAUGCUGUGAUGCCAGGACAAGGUCACGAUCUGGUAAAUGGUAGCCUAGAUGACGUUCUUAUCAAGAGACCACAUCGCGGAUACAAAGAGGCAGAGGGUCGUCGGGGGUUCAAGUUACACUCUCGUACUUUGACGCCGAUAGAGGCAUCUGAGAGCGAAUACCCACCUGACAACCUUGUGGACGAGCUAGGUCAGCUUCCAUCGGGGUCGACGCACUCUCAGGACGCCAUUACAGGUGCUACUGCCGAAGUAGCUCAGAGAACACCUCUGAGGGCUUUGGCUUCCAUCGAGCAUGCGGGGCGUGGGUCCAGUGCCUUGUGGACAAUCACAGGCCUUGAACAAGCUGUUGGGGUCCCAUCGGAUGAACAUAACUAAAUUUCUCCUGUCAGUUAGUCAUGGUGGUUUUAAUAUACUACUUGAUUGAUGGAGAUUUCCUAGUCCAAAUUUUUAUACGUCAUCGCAAUUGUAUACCACGUUAACGUUCUUAGCAUAUAUUCCCUAUCAAAUAUUGGCA
Messenger RNA from Suillus discolor, 2256 nucleotides. RefSeq lists its product as uncharacterized. NCBI's taxonomy places the organism in Eukaryota, Fungi, Basidiomycota, Agaricomycetes, Boletales, Suillaceae. The coding region runs from base 237 to 2117 and encodes 626 amino acids. The transcript is spliced from 4 exons. The record is from RefSeq and is a predicted model, not a curated record.